Messenger RNA from Rhodofomes roseus, 2472 nucleotides. RefSeq lists its product as uncharacterized. The record is from RefSeq and is a predicted model, not a curated record. Gene Ontology annotation, biological process: carbohydrate phosphorylation; N-glycan processing to lysosome. Gene Ontology annotation, molecular function: UDP-N-acetylglucosamine-lysosomal-enzyme N-acetylglucosaminephosphotransferase activity. The transcript is spliced from 10 exons. The coding region runs from base 1 to 2190 and encodes 729 amino acids. Gene Ontology annotation, cellular component: Golgi apparatus. Lineage: Eukaryota; Fungi; Basidiomycota; Agaricomycetes; Polyporales; Fomitopsidaceae.
AUGGCACGCGAGCAGUCGGGCGGCGGUGUGCGGAGAGCUGCCAAACAGCGCAGUCGCCACCGCAGCAUAUCAUGUUUCUCCCCUGAGGCUAUAGCUGCUUACGCCUCCCUCUUCGCCUCCCCCGCAUGCCCGCCCGCCACUCGCAUGGCGAAGUACGUCCCAGCCUACUAUCUCCGUCGGCGUUUCGUGCUGGCCACCGCAUUCGCCGCCUCCCUCCUUUUCCUCUUUGUUUAUCUCCGCCAUGCCUUUCAAGACCUCGACGACGAGCUCGGCCUCACCGCCCGCCUCGAGUCUACAUCCUAUAUCCCCUUCCAGCUCCCCCGCCUGCCCCUUCCGCCACCGCUACGCACACCAUUGCGCCCCGUCCGCGAUCUACGCGCGUCAUGUCUCGAUCCCCACUUCAGUCUUGGCGAGCAAUGUCUUGGCGACCACGUUGAUCCGCUCGACGUGCUCUGGACGUGGGUCAACGGCUCCGACUUCCUCCUCGAGGAGGCCAAGGAGCUCGCCCAGUCCCACUACGACAAAAACGACCCGUUUAGGCCUGUGAAGACGGUCACUCAGGCACGCCUGUACCGCGAUCAUGACGAGCUAAAGUACUCGAUACGAUCGGUCGUCGAGAACUUCAAGUCGCCGGGUUCUCGGUUCCGAUUGCUCACGACCGAUUUCCCAGUGCCCGAUGCGUACGCCAACAAGAGCAACCUCACAACGCCAGAGGUCUGGCGGCUUGGUCAGCUGCCACAAUGGCUUGACUGCGAUCGACGUGUGGGUGCUGGGCGGUGGAGAGAUGGGGACAUGGAGCUCGUUGUUACGCAUCAUGGGCAAUUCUUCGGGCCGUACAAUGGAACGGUGUUCAACAGUCUUGCUAUCGAGUCGCAACUCGGUCACGUCCCGGAGAUGUCAAACUACUUCAUCUACAUGAAUGACGAUCUUUUCAUGCUCAAUCCCGUUACCCCAGCAACAUUCUACACAUCUGCAUAUGGCAUCGUCCUGCACCUCCAGCCUGACCUCCUCGUCAAGCCCGAUCGGCCUACUACGAAGGUCAAGGGUGAAUGGCGCUCUCUCGGCGAGAGCAAUUGGCUUCUCAGUAAUCGCUUCGGCGCACGCUCACGGCCGUACGUCGCGCAUGAGGCGAAGCCCGCAGGUAUGCACCUUCUGCACGAGUUGCAUACGAUCUGGCCGGAGGUUUUCGCCUCUUCCGCGCUGCAUAAGUUCCGUGAGACGGUGAUGGGCGACGGGGACGUGAACACGAUGUUCAUGAGCGCGCACUUCGUCGUCGAGCGCGCGCGCGAGGCUCUCCUCUGGGCGUGGGUCGUCGGGACCCUGGGAGGUACCGACGAUGCGUGGGGCCCCGCGGAGGCACAGCGUGCGUGGCGUGAGGUUGGGGGUGCGUUUGCGGAGGACCUGGCGGCGGUGGAUGACCUUGUCGUGACGAGCGCACAUCGGGAGACGUUGGAGACGGAGAGGGUCAGAGAGACGUUGCUCGCUCACGGGUAUGAGCCAGAUCAGCUGACGUCGUAUGUCUUCUCCUCCCUCGACGGCUUCCCGUACCUGAACCUGGGUCCCAAUGGGAAGCCGAGUUUCCCAGCGCUCACGCCGGAUAUCGCGGAGAUGGCCCUCCCGCGGUGCAGAUUGUCCUACUCGCAGUGCUUCGUUGUGGAUAAAAUGGUCGGUGACGGGUCCAAGGCGAGCGAAGUCUUCAAGCACCUCGCGUUCCGGGAUCCGCGAUGCGGGGAUUGCGUCAUCAGCGGACUCGUGAAGGCGAGCGGUUCGCUGGGCCUGUCGGCGUUCCUUCCGCCGGCGGAACGCGUCGUACCAACGACACCUCCGUUGGAUUCUGAUGUGGACGCGGAUGUACCGCACCUACCGCUCGUGGAUAACUGGCAGAAAGGCGACUUCUCGCUGCAGGCAGUCAUGGCGAACAGCCGGGAGACGAAUGUGCGACAGUGGACGUUACAACUGCUCCAUCGAUAUCGCUACGUCCUCGGGUCGACGCCGAUGAUGUUCGAGCGGAUCGUCUCCGGCCCGCAGACGUCCAUGACCGUUCGUAAGAUCGACGCCACGAAAGAUGUUGCGCUACUCUGCAUGAAUGAUGACGUCUCGAGACCGAAUCAGGACGCGGAGGUUAGCCGCGUGCUCCGCAUGUGGUUUGACCGCCGAUGGGGCCGCGCGACCGCUUGGGAGCGGGAGUAGCAGUUAGCGCCGGGCGCAGGCAGGCGGGGAAGGGGCGUGUGUGGACUUUGGGAGGUUGUUGGUCCUGCGAGCCGGCUGGAUGACGGUGUUGCUGGAGAGAGGAGGGAGGGGGCAUCUAGUGUUAGUUGAUAAAUUAUUGUAUUUUUACUGUUGCGUGUGGUCGAUGCGUCGCUGUUGUCUGAGUUGCUGUUGUUCUGUCUGGCUCUGUAGACAUACUUACGUGGGAGUGAGAAUAUGUAGCGCGACUAAUCGAAUUGGAUACCCGGGGCGCUUUGCGUCGUU